AUGAAAUUCGCCAUUCCACUCUCGCUCCUCGCUUUCGCCGCUUUGGCAAGUGCAAGUAACGUGAUCGAUUUAGAUACCAAGAAUUUUGAAGAAUACGUAGGAGGUGAUAGACCAGCUCUGGUAGAAUUCUAUGCCCCAUGGUGUGGACACUGCAAGAACCUCGCACCGGUGUAUGAGCAACUCGCCGAUGCCUUCCCAUCAGACAAAGUCGUAAUUGCCAAAACCGAUGCGGAUGGCGUAGGUAGAGAACUAGGUUCAAAAUAUGAUGUCAAAGGAUUCCCAACUCUCAAAUGGUUCCCUAAAGGCUCGUUGACACCUGAAGAUUAUUCUUCCGGAAGAGAUUUGGAAGCUUUAGCUGGAUUUGUCUCUGAGAAAUCUGGUGUAAAGUCAAAGAUCAAGCCUCCCCCUCCUCCUGUAGCUGUACAACUCGAUGCUUCCAAUUUUGAUGAUAUCGCUUUGGAUGAUGAUAAGAAUGUCCUGGUCGCUUUCACUGCUCCUUGGUGCGGUCAUUGUAAAAACAUGAAACCAGCCUACGAGAAAGUUGCCAAAGCCUUCUUAUCUGAAUCCGAUUGUGUAGUCGCUCAGAUGGAUGCCGAUGCCGCUCCUAACAAGCCCGUCGCUGCCAAAUACGAUGUCCGAUCUUUCCCAACUAUCAAAUUCUUCCCUAAGGGAUCGAAGGAACCUAUCGCUUAUUCUACUGGUAGAUCGGAACAACAAUUCAUUGAUUUCCUCAACGAACACUGUGGAACCCACCGAUCCAUCACUGGUCUCCUUUCUGAGACUGCCGGUAAAGUCCUUACUCUCGAUACUCUCGCUUCCAACUUCUUCACCGCUUCUCUCCCUGAGAGACCUGAUGUUCUCGGUAAAGCCAGAGAAUACCUCGCCACUUUGACUGGGGCCGAUAAGAAGACCAACACUUCUGCUGAAUACUAUGUCAAAGCGAUGGAGAGAGUCAUUGAGAAAGGUGAAGGUUGGUUAACCAAGGAACAAGCUAGAAUUGCCGGCUUACUCGCCUCACCUUCUUUGGCACCCACGAAACUCGAUGAACUCAAAAUCAAAGCCAACAUUCUCUCUUCAUUCGCUGCUCAGAAAGCCUCAGAGGCUGCCGAUGCGGCUGAAGAUAUCUACGAACAAGUUGUAGAUGCUGCUAAGCAAGUCCCACAACAAGCCAAAGAUGGUGUGGAUCAGUUUGCCGAUGCGGUUCAAGAUAAAGCUAAGAAGAUCAAGGAGGAGCUUUAA
Molecule: messenger RNA, 1239 nt
Organism: Kwoniella botswanensis
Lineage: Eukaryota; Fungi; Basidiomycota; Tremellomycetes; Tremellales; Cryptococcaceae
Product: protein disulfide-isomerase domain
Exons: 6
Coding region: 1-1239 (412 amino acids)
Biological process (GO): protein folding
Cellular component (GO): endoplasmic reticulum
Molecular function (GO): protein disulfide isomerase activity
Source: RefSeq, a predicted model, not a curated record